This is a messenger RNA of Chelonia mydas (Green sea turtle), 1282 nucleotides long. It is a transcript of the gene RNASEH2A, whose product is annotated as ribonuclease H2 subunit A. Bases 77 to 976 code for a protein of 299 amino acids. Gene Ontology annotation, biological process: DNA replication, removal of RNA primer; mismatch repair. The record is from RefSeq and is a predicted model, not a curated record. Gene Ontology annotation, molecular function: RNA-DNA hybrid ribonuclease activity; RNA binding. Gene Ontology annotation, cellular component: ribonuclease H2 complex. Lineage: Eukaryota; Metazoa; Chordata; Testudines; Cheloniidae. The transcript has 8 exons.
CUCCCAGGUGUCUGUGCGAGGCCGGCCCCGCCCCCUGGGCCGGGCUCGGGGCCUCGCCCUCUCCCGCGCGCGGAACAUGGAGCUGGGGGAGUUCGAGCGGGACAACGCGGGCAGCUGCCGCCUGGGCUCCCCCGUGCCCGAGCUGUGCCGGGCCGGGCCCUGCUGCCUGGGCAUCGAUGAGGCCGGCAGGGGGCCCGUGCUGGGUCCUAUGGUCUAUGGUGUUUGCUACUGCCCGCUGGCCAAGCAGGAGGAGCUGGGAGCUCUGAAGAUGGCCGACUCGAAGACACUGACAGAGGCCGAGCGGGAGAAGCUGUUUGGGACACUGGACAGGGCCAGGGACUUCGUCGGCUGGGCCCUGCACAUCCUCUCUCCCAAUCUCAUCUCCACCAGCAUGCAGCAGCGGGCGAAAUACAACCUCAAUGCCCUGUCCCACGACACAGCCAUCGGGCUGAUACAACACGUGCUGGACGCGGGAGUGCAUGUGGCAGAGGUCUUCGUGGACACGGUGGGGCCAGCAGAGAAGUACCAGGAGAAGCUAAAACGGCAUUUUCCGGAGCUCGAGGUGACUGUGAGGCCGAAGGCCGAUUCCCUCUUCCCCAUCGUCAGCGCAGCCAGCAUCUGUGCCAAGGUGGCACGGGAUCGUGCUGUGAAGAACUGGACGUUCCCGGAGGAUCUGGGGGACGUGAGCGUGGAGUAUGGGUCUGGGUACCCCAAUGAUCCCAAGACCAAGGAGUGGCUGGCGCAGUGCCUGGACCCUGUGUUCGGGUACCCCCAGUUCGUGCGCUUCAGCUGGAGCACGGCCCAGACCAUCCUGGAGAGCAAGGCAGUGCCCGUGCGCUGGGACGACAGUGAGGACGACCCUGCUCAGAAGGGCACCCGCUCCGUCCUGUCCUUCUUUGCCCGCAAAGAGUCCUCCAAGCGCCAGCCCCACCGCUUCUUCCACGAGCGCAAACUGGAGACAGUGACUGGGCUGUAGUGGGCACCGGGGGCGGAGGGCUGGCCCCAUGCCCCCCCCCAGCCCCAUGGCCCCCUCAAGUCGGCCCAGCUUGACUUAGAGCGAGAACUUUUGACUCACAGCAUCUGGGGUUGUAUUUAAUCGUGGUGCCAGCUGAUCUGAGCCCCCCUCUCCAGAGGCUGGGAGGAGCCCAGCCGUAAAAGGGGCUUCUAGGAACCAGCUGCCCCAGUCUCGCCGGCGCCUCCUUGCUGUGGAUUUUCCACCCACAGUGAAUCUCCCCACCCCUCCCCCCAAUUCAUUUUAGUUAAUAAAACAUUUUGAAACAUC